CGGUAAGUAACCGCUUUCCCGGUUAAAUGUAACCCGUUUCCCGGCAGCCACCGUUGCUGGGGGUUCGAGCACAUCGUCGCCGUCGUCGCCGUUUAAUCGGGAAACCGGUUACUUACCGACCAAAAGGGCUUGAUUGAACGUUUUUUAAUAGUUCGAGAACUUAAUUGAGUGUUUGUAAAGUACGAGGGCCUAAUCGAUUUUUUCGGCAUAGUACGGGAGCUUAUUUGAUAGUUUUCCCUUUUGAAAAUUUUCUUUUCUUUUUCUUCUCUUUCUUUCCUUCGAUCUCUCCCAGACCGUCGUUCUUCUUCUCCCCCCCUCUGCGUUUCUUUCUCCGGCGAAAGAUUUCAGGCCUCCACCAUACCACUACCUCUCCAUUUCUGCCAAUCAUGCCUCCGUACCCACCACCUCCGCCGGCCGCCGGCCCUACCUUCAUACAAUCAUACCCACCGGCCACCGUUUCCGCCGCCCGGCCGCCCCUAACUCCAUACCCACAGCCGUCCGGCCAACCCUGCCUCCGUACCACAUCCUCCGCUGCCCCUACCUUGACGCCCACUUGCCACCGUCGCCGCCGCCCCUGCCUCCAUACCACCACCUCCUUUGCGGCACCACCCUACCUCCAUAGCUACAGCCUCAGUGCCUCACAGCCCCUUCUGUGUUCCCGAUGGAAACCUGAAAGGCUGAAACAAGGGAAAGGAGUGAAUUUGGCAGGAGAAAGAAACAAAAUGCAGACAUGAGGGGAAGAAGAACGGGUAAAUGGGGGAGAAGAACGGGUCUGGGAAAGAAAAAGAAAGGAGAAAGAGAAAAAGAAGAAAGAAAGAAAAGAAAAAAGUAAGAAAACAAAGUAAAAAAGUUAAUAUCAGCCAACUAGGCUUCCCCUAGGCACCAACCUGGAAACUUGCUUAUGACGUACAAAAUAGCAGAUUUGAUCGUUUUUCAAUACUUC
Molecule: messenger RNA, 943 nt
Organism: Cuscuta epithymum
Lineage: Eukaryota; Viridiplantae; Streptophyta; Magnoliopsida; Solanales; Convolvulaceae
Source: the annotation of a GenBank genome assembly